AUGGUCCCCAGAGCCUUUCUUUUCACCUCGGCACCGCCCCAGAAAGCGAUGCAGCCUUCGGGCACACAAGAACACACCCCUCGACCGGGUUGGAAUCGAGUGGGUGGUCAUCCUACCAAACAUGCUGGGAUUACCGCUUCGCUCAUGACCACUCCGGUGGUGAUCCCGCCAAAACGCGGCUCACAUACUCCCGUACGGCGAGAAGGGCGGUCCCGCACCCCUUCGAGGACGUCGGCUUCGUCUCGCAGAUCCUCUUCCUCGUCCUCCAAUGACCGGACUUUGCCCAUGUCCUUUGCCUCUAUGUUGGACGCAACGGCGAUUCCUGUUCCACGACGGUCAUGGUCCACUCGGAGGCCUCGGAAACUUCCCCGAGGGAACCAUGUGGAAGACUUCAGCCGGAUCAUGCAGGAAGGUCUGAAGGCGAAGGAGGUCUAUCUGAUGGGUGGCACAAGCAACUCGCCACUGGAUAUCUUAUUGAGUCCACCAGAUAAAGAACAUGAAAAGUAUUCGAAUGGCCAUGAGUUUGAAUCCGACAUCCCCUUCUCCCCACAGUCCGUAUCAAGUGACUCAGUCCCCUCACUUGUGCCCGACUUGGGGUCCCCCUCCAGCUCGCUCCUGCCACCAACACCAGCCGGUCUUAAAAGCCCAUCCGAGAGGCGGCAGCUACGAUACUCCCCUGCCGAAGACUGCGCCCUUGACCACCCUCUUCUUGAAACGGAGAUGGAUGAUUGUGCACUGGUUGAGUUUGAGAAUCACCAUGAGCCGAUCAUACAUGAUGCGGUCACCUCAAAGCGAUCUACCUCGUUCAAAUCCUUCCCCAGCUUGAGAUCGUCCUUCAAGUCGAAUCUCACAGCGUCAUUACGAGCCAUCAAAUCCGCCGCGCAGUCGGUCUCAACCUUUACCACGCCUUCUGUCCAACCAGAAGACUUUCUCACGCGAUCCCUCUUCACCAUCACCCCCGAAAUGACCGAUGAUCGCCGCCCACCACCUAUGCAGGAACCGCCUUCUCCAGCUCUGCGACGCUACCUGAAUCCAACCCCUGUCUCUCCCGCCGAGAUGUGCGUCUACCAUGACCACCCUCACGACAAGCCCCAGUCGGCCAGUACUUGUGCCGUCUCAAUUCAGAUGCAGACGUAUCGCCGUUCUCGCGGCCGAGGUAACCGGCGCAAUCACUUCCACGUCGUUGCCUUGAAGAAUCGCGACCAGUAUCACACCUAUGAUCCUGAGGUGCCGCCCAUGUCGCGCCAGCGCGAACCCCGUGAGAACAGUGACUUCCUUCGUAUGGUCGUUCUUGAGAUGAACAUGCGCCGCAGCGGCAAGCUCCGAGAGGAUAUUCCCACACGGGCCCGCAUCAUGCUUCCCCCUCGCAAGAGCAAUCCUUACCGCUUGUCGACCGACUACGAAGAUGGCGAUGAUAACGACGCCAUCCCAAUCCGGUGGGUGGGUGUCUCGGUUUGA
Penicillium canariense is the source of this 1458-nucleotide messenger RNA. RefSeq lists its product as uncharacterized. The transcript has a single exon. The record is from RefSeq and is a predicted model, not a curated record. The coding region runs from base 1 to 1458 and encodes 485 amino acids. NCBI's taxonomy places the organism in Eukaryota, Fungi, Ascomycota, Eurotiomycetes, Eurotiales, Aspergillaceae.